This is a messenger RNA of Musa acuminata AAA Group (dessert banana), 731 nucleotides long. Its product is annotated as jacalin-related lectin 3-like. The transcript has 3 exons. The record is from RefSeq and is a predicted model, not a curated record. The coding region runs from base 100 to 567 and encodes 155 amino acids. NCBI's taxonomy places the organism in Eukaryota, Viridiplantae, Streptophyta, Magnoliopsida, Zingiberales, Musaceae.
UAUAAAUACCCCCCCAUCCAUCCUCUCUCCCCCCAUCGAGUCGACUGUGUUUGCAUAUCAUCCGGUGUGAGAGGAGUUCCUUCAUUCAUAAGCUCGCUGAUGGCUUCAAACCAUAUCAAGACGGCCGCGCAUGCCAGAGGGGGCGUCCGCAAAUGUCCAUGCGACAACGAGUCUCGUUGGGCCAUGGAACCUGCAGACAAAAUCACUGGCAUCAGCAUUGGCGCUGCUUCAUGCGUAAACUCCAUUAAGAUAACCUUCGACAUCGACGGAACCACUCGUGUAACUCCCAGAUAUGGAGGCCCCGGCGGUGAACUAUUCCAGUUUACUCUCAAGCAAGAUGAAUACCUCACCUCCGUUUCUGGGUAUGUCAAAUACGACUGUUCUGAAUUUCCAUGCGUCUCUCAGCUCACGUUUACCACCAAUCUUGGAAAGACAUACGGUCCAUAUGGAGGUGGGGGUGGAACCUUUUUUGAAGUCAACGUAGAAUAUGACGAGAUUAAGGGCUUCUUCGGACAAGCAACUACAGAGUAUCUCACUGCAUUUGGAGUCUACGUGAUGCUGGCUUAGCCAACCCUUGUGGAGGGUGUUGACUAUCUAUCUCUAUCUCUGUGUGCCAUGAUGAAUAAGGAUGCCAAUGUCUGUUACUGGCAUCUAUGUUUGAGUUGGGUGUGUGUUUGAGUAGUGUGAAACAAAGUCUAUCUUAUUAAUGCUAUGAUGUGUCUCAUUGGUGA